Molecule: messenger RNA, 674 nt
Organism: Desarmillaria tabescens
Lineage: Eukaryota; Fungi; Basidiomycota; Agaricomycetes; Agaricales; Physalacriaceae
Exons: 4
Coding region: 98-571 (157 amino acids)
Source: RefSeq, a predicted model, not a curated record
UGCCUAUCCUUGGAUUGAUGAAUAUCAGCUCUUCGCGGGAUCUCAUUGCGUAUGAUGUUCGGCUCAAGUAAUAGGCCGCAAUUUGUUGGUCUGAUCUAUGGAGAACGGGAAGGGUUUAUUUUUCAAAGUCGGGCUUUCCUAUAAAUGUCGCAGAUGUGGUAUACCCUCCCACUAUCCGCUGUCUCCGGGUGUUAAAAUGGGCCAUGGACCUAGCAGACACAAGACAUAUCCCGUCAGUCCAGCCGUUGGUCAUGCAGGAGCAUGUCCUUUCUGCAGCGGAACAACGCCCGACUCGGAUGAACCUGAGAGUUCUAGCACGUCCCUGGGUAAAAGAAUGAUAGAUGACAAUGAUAUUACAUCAAUUUUUAUGAUCGCAGGGGCCUUGUUAGGGAUGUUACUUCUCAUAGCCGCUUUCAUAGUCUGGCGUCGACGAAACCGCGAGAUUUCCGUGAUCGAGAAUGAGAUUCUCCAUACAACCACAUUGCCCGCGCAGGUCGAUUUGGAAGGCGGCAGCAACGGAAAGAUGACUCUGGACUUUCAGGAGGCGCCGCCCGCAUAUUAUCAUGAUUAACCAUGUCUCGAAUGGAUCAAUAGAGGGAUCGUAUUCUGUGAAUAAUCAUCAGUAUUUGUAUAGGGUGCAGUUUAAUUCGAUGGAAGAAACCGUUUACAUGCAC